Messenger RNA from Vitis riparia (riverbank grape), 1316 nucleotides. RefSeq names its product TMV resistance protein N-like. The record is from RefSeq and is a predicted model, not a curated record. Gene Ontology annotation, biological process: defense response; signal transduction. Lineage: Eukaryota; Viridiplantae; Streptophyta; Magnoliopsida; Vitales; Vitaceae. The transcript is spliced from 3 exons. The coding region runs from base 96 to 875 and encodes 259 amino acids.
UAGUUAUUAUCAUUGAUCAUUCUCUUUUUCAGAUUUCGCAGGAUAAUUCAGACUUGACAACUCAUAUCUCAAGCUUCAUCUCUCUACUGCUGGGUAUGGCUUCUGCUGCUGCUUCUUCUUCUUCUUCUCAAACGCGCUAUGAUGUGUUCCUCAGCUUCAGAGGAGAAGACACCCGCAAUAACUUCACUGCCCAUCUCUAUCACGCCUUGUGCCAGAAAGGAAUCAACACUUUCAUCGAUGAUGACAAGCUCGAGAGAGGCCAAGUCAUAUCUCCUGCCCUGGUUGCAGCUAUCGAAAACUCCAUGUUUUCAAUAGUUGUUUUGUCGAAAAAUUAUGCAUUCUCUAGAUGGUGUUUACAGGAAUUGGUGAAGAUAGUAGAGUGCAUGAAAAGCAGGAGACAGAGGGUUGUCCCAAUUUUCUACAAUGUGGAUCCCUCGGAUGUGAGAAGACAGAGGGGCAUAUUUGGAGAAGCAUUGGCUAAACAUGAAGAGAACUCCGAGAACAUGGAGAGGGUGCAGAGUUGGAAGGAUGCUCUCACUCAAGUUGCAAAUUUAUCCGGUUGGGAUUCAAGAAAUAAGAAUGAGCCUCUACUCAUCAAGGAAAUCGUUACAGAUAUUUUGAAUAAAUUGUUAAAUACAUCUAUUAGUGAUACUGAAAAUCUGGUUGGAAUAGAUGCUCGCAUGCAAGAAAUAGAAAUGCGAUUAUGUUUGGGGUCUGAUGAUUUUCUGAUGGUAGGAAUUUGGGGCAUGGGCGAAAUAGGGAAAACAACCCUUGCUAGAGCUAUUUAUAGAAAAAUCACUUGUCAAUUUGAAGCAUGUUGUUUUUUUGAAAAUGUUGGGGAGGAUUUGGCAAAGGAGGGUUUAAUAGGAUUGUAACAAAAGUUUCUUGCUCAACUAUUGGAGGAACCAAAUCUAAAUAUGAAGGCACUCACAUCUAUAAAGGGAAGGCUCCACUCAAAAAAGGUUCUUAUUGUUCUUGAUAAUAUGAAUGAUCCAAUAAUAUUGAAAUGCUUGGUUGGAAACUAUGAUUGGUUUGGUCGAGGAAGUAGAAUUAUUAUAACCACUAGGGAUAAGCAUUUGUUAACUUCACAUGGAGUACUCAAUUAUUAUGAGGCUCGGAGAUUUAAUUAUGACGAAGCUUCUGAGUUCCUUACACCCUAUUCAUUAAAACAUAAAUUCCUUGUGAUGAUUUCAUGGAGGUUUCAAAAGAAGUAAUUGGUUAUGCUCAAGGCCUCCCAUUGGCUCUAGAAGUUUUAGGUUCCUUUUUAUUUAGCAUGACCAAAGAAGAAUGAAGAAAUCAAUUAGACAAACUGAAAA